UGUAGCGCUGUGCUAACAACCUGCAGCUUAGCUGUCUUCCCGUGAAUGUGCUGAUGUACUCCGCACAAGUACAGGUGAUCUAGAAGGAGCGUGGACUCACAGCUCCUCCGCCUUUCGCCCCCGUCUGCAUCCGGCUCCCUCGCCUGAACGGCAGCCAAGGGAGCACCGGGAGAGAUCGAGACGAUGGGCAGCGUCGGCGGCGGCUCGCUGGAGCAGGGCCAGCCCGUGUGCGUGACGGGCGCCACCGGCUACGUCGGCUCCUGGCUCGUCCGCACCCUGCUGCGGCGGGGACGCCGCGUCCACGCCACGGCGAGGGACCCAGCCAAGGCGCGGCGCAUGCUGUCGGCGGUGGAGGGGAAUGAGCGGCUCAGGGUGUUCCGGGCGGACAUGGCCGAGGAAGGGAGCUUCGACGACGCCCUCGCCGGCUGCGCCGCGCUCUUCCACGUCGCGGCCUCCAUGGACCUCCACCUUUCGCCCGACCAGCACGACGCCGAGGAGCGCGUGAGGUCGCAGGUGCUGGAGCCGGCGACGAGGGGCACCAUCAACGUGCUGCGCUCCUGCGUCCGCGCCGGGACCGUCCGGCGGGUCGUCUUCACCUCCUCCGUCAGCACGCUGGCGGCGGCCGGCGCGGAGGGGUCAGUCGUCGACGAGUCGUGCCUCCGGGACCUCGGCGACGUCUGGGCCACCAAGCCCAUCGGCUGGGUCUACAUCCUGUCGAAGCGGCUGGCGGAGGAGGCCGCGUUCGGGUUCGCGCGGGAGAACGGCCUCCGCCUCGUGUCCGUCGUCCUGCCGACGGUCGCCGGCCCGUUCCUGACGCCGGCCGUGCCCACCAGCGUCCAGCUCCUGCUGUCCCCCAUAACACGUGACCCGAAGCUGUGCGCGCUACUGGCGUCGGUGCACGCGCGGUUCGGGUGCGUGCCGCUGGCGCACGUCCAGGACGCGUGCGACGCGCACCUCUUCCUGGCGGACGCGCCGGCCGCCGAGGGGCGGUACCUGUGCGCCGGCGGCAGCCACACGGCGGCACACAUCGCCCGGCUCCUCGCCUCGCGCUACCCUCCGUUCAACCCCGAAAAGAGGUUGGGUGAUGAUCUCGACGGUGCGAGCCCGGCGUCCGUGGUGUCGUCCAAGCGGCUGCUGGAUCUGGGGUUCAGGUUCGGGCACGACGCCGGGGACAUCCUCAGGGAUGCAGUUGCGCAGUGCGUCGACCACGGCUUCGUGGAGCCGCCUGGUGGAUGUGACGUACAGUACUAGUGUUCGUUCAUGAAACCGUACCGUGGUACACUCCCGCCUGAAUGUAUUUCAAACUUGAAGAGCUUUUACACACCGGCGUCUUCAUUUAACUCAUUUGAUUUUAGCUGGUUAGAGCAGGCGGUCAAAGCAACGACGGCGGUCUUGAUCGUAGCACCAGUGUCGAUGUUAAGGGAGGGAAAGGCUUGCUAGAUGGCAAUUUAAUAUUCGGGUUUGUACAAUAGUAAGUUUUAAAUAUGUACUACUUUAUUAAUAACUGGUUCACUUUUCAAUCUCA
Messenger RNA from Triticum urartu, 1525 nucleotides. NCBI's taxonomy places the organism in Eukaryota, Viridiplantae, Streptophyta, Magnoliopsida, Poales, Poaceae. The record is from RefSeq and is a predicted model, not a curated record.